CAUUGUUGAAGACGGUGUGAUGGUGCAGAUCACAGGAGAGACUAUGGACGCUCUACGGCAAGCCCUGAGGGACAUGAAGGACUUCAGUAUCACCUGUGGCCUGGUCGACCAGGAGGACAGACAGGAACAUGUUCACAUACAGUGGAUAGAAGAUGACAUCAACUUCAACAAGGGAGUGAUCAGUCCUAUCGAUGGGAAGUCUAUGGAGUCCAUCACUAGUGUGAAGAUCUUCCAAGGGUCGGAGUUCAAGGCCAACGGGAAGGUCAUCCGCUGGACAGAGGUGUUCUACCUCCAGAGUGAUGACCAGGCUCAGCCCAACGGUCUGAGUGACCCUGCUGAUCACAGCCGCUUGACGGAGAACGUAGCGAGGGCGUUCUGUGUGGCGCUUGUGCCCUCACCUGAAACUGUUGAAGGAGGAUGGUUGGCUGCUGAGCCUACGUGCUUCACCCUCGACUCCAGAGCAGCAGAGCACAACGAUUUCUGCCAAUCAGGGCAGCCAGAGCAUCUGUUAAUUGUCUUCUAA
Molecule: messenger RNA, 523 nt
Organism: Oncorhynchus keta (chum salmon)
Lineage: Eukaryota; Metazoa; Chordata; Actinopteri; Salmoniformes; Salmonidae
Product: zinc finger FYVE domain-containing protein 9-like
Exons: 5
Coding region: 20-523 (167 amino acids)
Biological process (GO): endosomal transport
Cellular component (GO): early endosome membrane
Source: RefSeq, a predicted model, not a curated record